Molecule: messenger RNA, 393 nt
Organism: Colletotrichum costaricense
Lineage: Eukaryota; Fungi; Ascomycota; Sordariomycetes; Glomerellales; Glomerellaceae
Exons: 2
Coding region: 1-393 (130 amino acids)
Source: RefSeq, a predicted model, not a curated record
AUGGUUGACAGGGCUUGCUUUCGAUUCAGCCCUUUCCCCUCUGGAGCUGCGACAGGGAAGCGAACCCGACAGAUUGCCAGAUCACGGCGUGCCGCCCCGGAAAGCGACCAGUCACCUUUCGGCGGGCACCGCAGAAUGCAGAAUCCCAGAGGGAACUUGAAGGAAGCGAAGGAGUGGGCCAGUCAUGCAGGUGUAGGCCGCUGUCUUUCGGUCUCUCUCUUUCUCGUGGAUCCCACCGGAAUUGAACGAAGAACGGGAUUGGGAGAGACCGUUAGAGAAAGGGCUGGGCAUUUGGCUGGGAAAGCGGAGCUAAAACAAUUCCAACCCUGGCCUCAACUCCGCUGGAAGCCCUAUUCGAUGCAUGCCGCACGCGAGCUGCAGCCAUUCCCGUAG